UACUUGAGUUCCCAAUGCGAGAUUUGAUAAAUUAAACAAAUGACACAAAUUAGAAUAGCAGUUAAUCUCUUUUGCUAUCUUGCCGGAUAAUCUAAAAUCGAUUAAUAACACACGUAUGUCUACUUAACUAACGUUAGCUAGCUAUCUAACGCGUUAGUCAACGCAACGACGUUAGCUAGAUAGUUUACUAAUGACCUAGAUAAAUAUCUCCUUGAUUAAAUUCGAACUCUUCAUUCUGUCCAGACGCUUUAUACUUUUUGUGAACAACAAACGUGUUCCUUUUCUCCUGUUUAUAAAUAUGAUACUAUUCCUGAUUUGAGUCAACUCUAGCUACAUCCGCGCGAGUCGAGCAGACGGUAUUAUGACGUCACUUUGACAAAUUCGAUAUCCCUUCUAGCCAUGACCGAAUUAACGUAGGUUAGGAUAAUUAGUUUAGAUAAGGAAAAGGAUUUUGACAAACUGUAUCCCAUCUAACCAUUACCCAUUCCUUUGGAUUUACAACAGUAGCUAGCUAGCUAGCUAACGUUAGCUGUAUGCUGGCAAAAAAACUAAAGAAGGAAGCGGUGGGAAAUAUAUUGAGACAUUUUUCUUUGUAAUUUUAUAAAACAGGCCACGAAAGCCAGGCCUUAAUAAUUUAUUUAACUGUUAAUUUGUAAGCCUGACUGUUGCUGUUCAGCAGUGAAACAUGGGGGCUGACAAGAGGUUUGGCCGAAGUGAGCGUAGUGGAAGGUAUGCGUCAGACCGGGGGCGAGAUGAUCCAGAGUGGCAUGAAAGACGGGACAGAGAGCCGGAUAGGGAUUAUGACCAGCGCUGGAGUGACGAGAGACACACUGACCGUUUUGAUGAGCGCAGAGACCGAGACGGCCCUGAGAGAAGGCGAAAGCGCCACAACAGUGACAGGUCUGAAGAUGGCUAUCAGUCUGAUGGCGAUUAUCAAGAGCAGGAUUAUAAGAUGGAGCUGGGGCAGGAGGAGAGCAAGACCAUCAUGCUCCGGGGCCUGUCCCUCUACGUCACAGAGGAAGCUAUCCAGGCUGCUCUUGAGCAGCUGCAGGGACCCCAGCCUGUGGACAUCCGGCUGAUGAAGAAGAGGACAGGUAUAAGCAGAGGUUUCGCCUUCGUGGAGUUUUAUCACUUGCAAGAUGCUACCCGAUGGAUGGAGACCAAUCAGAAUAAGCUGAUGAUCCAGGGAAAGUGUGUGGCUAUGCACUACAGCAACCGGAGACACACAUUUGAAAACUGGCUCUGCAAUGCUUGCGGUCUGUACAAUUUCCGGAAGAGGCUGAGGUGCUUCAGAUGUGGAGCAGUCAAAGUAGAGGGGUCAGAGUCUGCUGGCCCCAGUGACCGGAACUUAGAGCCUAAGCAAGCUGGAGACUACUGUGGCGACACGAUCAUCUUGAGAAACAUCGCUCCCCUCUCCACCGUUGAGGCCAUCAUGACGACCCUGGCUCCCUACGCCAUCCUGUCCCCGGGCAACAUCCGUCUGAUCAAGGACAAACAGACAGGACAGAACAGAGGCUUCGCCUUUGUACAGCUCUCCUCUCCACUGGAGGCUUCCCAGCUCCUGACAAUCCUCCAGGGCCUGCAGCCCCCUCUGAAGCUGGAUGGGAAGACUAUUGGGGUGGAUUAUGCGAAGAGUGCCAGGAAAGACCUGCUGAUGCCAGAUGGGAACAGAGUCAGUGCCUUCUCCGUUGCCAGCACAGCCAUUGCUGCUGCUCAGUGGUCCUCCAGCCAGCCAAAGCAGGCCCUGGGUGCUACCACAGACUAUGGUUCCCUGCAGGAGGGCUGUGCACCGCACACACAGUAUGGGCAGGAUUAUCUGUCGUGGCCUCAGCAGCCUGCUGUGUUGGAUCCUGCUCCUGGAGACGGAAUAUUAGGAGCUGCACCAGGAGUGAAGGCCCUGGUCCCUACAGCAGCAGGUGUGGUUGUUUCCCUGACCACACAGGUCUACCAACAUCACCUCCUCAGCCAGCCUACCAUACAGGCGCACCAACUAGUUGGGCAGAUUGAUGUGGCACCACAGGCUACCAGUUCCAGAGUUGCCACCUCUUCACUGAGAACAGCAGCAGCCGCUUUGGCAGCCUCCCCUGGAGCUGUCACUUUCUCUGACAGCACAUCUGUUGUUCCUGACACCUCUGCUUACCAAUAUGAUGAGUCAUCUGGGUACUACUACGAUCCACAGACUGGUCUGUACUAUGACCCUAACAGCCAGUACUACUUCAACUCCCAGACCCAGCAGUACCUGUACUGGGACAGUGAGACACAGACCUACAUCCCUGCAGCAGCAGCAGAAACAACAGCAGUAGAAACAACAGCAGCAGACUCCAGCUCCGAACAGGCUUCCGCCUCCUCAGCAGCCUCGUCCAGCACAGAGUCCAAGGAGAAGAAGGACAAGCCCAAAAGCAAGUCUGCCCAGCAGAUAGCCAAAGACAUGGAGCGAUGGGCCAAGAGCCUAAACAAGCAGAAGGAGAGCAUCAAGAGCAGCUUGCAGGGCCUGGGGCAGGGCAGGGAUGAGGACCGGAGAGAGGCUGCCGCUGCAGAUGCAGGCUUCUCUACCCUCUUUGAGAAAAAGCAUGGUGCAGGGUUUGAGACCCAGCCGUUGGUGAUGAAUGAGCUGCUGAAGAAUGGAGAACCGGAAACCCCAGUAGCCAAGAGUGGCCUGGUGGCAGCCUACAUUGGUGGGGACAGUGACUCAGAGGACGCAGCCAACCCAGAGAGUGGAGGUGGGGGUGAUGAGGGGUCAGACAAGCUGACAGACUGGAAGAAGAUGGCCUGCUUGCUCUGUCUCAGGCAGUUCCCCGGCAGAGACGCCCUGCUGCGCCACCAGCAGCUCUCAGACCUGCACAAGCAAAACUUGGAAAUUCACAGAAGAUCCAAACUAUCUGAGGCCCAGCUGGAAGAGUUGGAGAGAAAAGAGAUGGAGCUGAAGUACAGAGACAGAGCUGCUGAAAGAAGGGAUAAGUAUGGUGUUCCCGAACCACCAGCACCCAAGAAGAAGAAAUUCUAUCAGCCUCCUGCCCCCACAGUGAACUACGAGCAGCCCACCAAAGACGGUCUGACCAGUGACAACAUUGGGAACAAGAUGCUGCAGGCCAUGGGCUGGCAGGAGGGCAAGGGCCUGGGCCGCAACCAGCAGGGCAUCACUGCACCUAUCUCUGCCUCAUUACGAACCAAGGGCACAGGCCUGGGCAUCAAGGGAAGCAACUACGAACUCUCCGCAUCAGACACCUACAAGGACGCCGUGCGCAAAGCCAUGUUUGCACGCUUCACUGAGAUUGAGUGAACAAAUAAUACAGCCAUCCACUCCAUCCUCAUUCCCUGUUACCUGCCUAUUAUCCUCACCACUGUGAAAAUGACAAGAACAAGAGGAACAAUGUGUUAUUUAUGAUCUCUGUGGCCUUGUACAACAGCUAUAAAUAAUGAAGAUAUUGGGCAUUUCACAGGCCAAGCUAGUUCUUCUAUUUAAUGUAUUUUUUUAUUUAGUAAAAAAAGCUUUCUUUAUUGCCUUUUUCUUCCAUAUAAAAUGCUGUCAAUAGCAUUGUGUACAGUUUGUAAUUUUGUAUGGAAUACAAAUGUGGCUGUGCUAAGCUACUCUGUGGUUGUUUCUGAGAGAGAUCAGAAUUAAACUUGACUUUUGUGUU
Messenger RNA from Salmo salar (Atlantic salmon), 3638 nucleotides. RefSeq names its product RNA-binding protein 5. Gene Ontology annotation, biological process: mRNA splicing, via spliceosome. Gene Ontology annotation, cellular component: nucleus. NCBI's taxonomy places the organism in Eukaryota, Metazoa, Chordata, Actinopteri, Salmoniformes, Salmonidae. Gene Ontology annotation, molecular function: RNA binding. The record is from RefSeq and is a predicted model, not a curated record.